Eublepharis macularius is the source of this 7844-nucleotide messenger RNA. It is a transcript of the gene RUNX1, whose product is annotated as RUNX family transcription factor 1. Bases 120 to 1544 code for a protein of 474 amino acids. The transcript has 8 exons. The record is from RefSeq and is a predicted model, not a curated record. Gene Ontology annotation, biological process: regulation of transcription by RNA polymerase II; neuron differentiation; regulation of cell differentiation. Gene Ontology annotation, molecular function: DNA-binding transcription factor activity, RNA polymerase II-specific; ATP binding; RNA polymerase II cis-regulatory region sequence-specific DNA binding. NCBI's taxonomy places the organism in Eukaryota, Metazoa, Chordata, Lepidosauria, Squamata, Eublepharidae. Gene Ontology annotation, cellular component: nucleus.
GUCCGGGAUAUUGGUCAGCAGGCAGGGCGAAUCAUUUUGACUGCAAACCACAAGAGUUUCGUAGAGUGGUAAAAGAAAUCAUAAAUCACCCCUUUUAAACACUUUUAAAAGAGGAAACCAUGGCUUCAAACAGUAUAUUUGAGUCAUUUCCUUCUUACCAGCAGUGCUUCAUGAGAGAUACCAGCACCAGCCGCCGCUUCACGCCGCCCUCCACCACUCUGAGCCCGGGCAAGAUGAGCGACGCGCUGCCGCUGGUCGGCCAGGAGAACGGCAGCGGCGCCCUGGCGGGGAAGCUGAGAACCGCAGAUCGCAGCAUGGUGGAGGUCCUAGCCGAUCACCCGGGCGAGCUAGUCCGCACCGACAGCCCCAACUUCCUCUGCUCAGUCCUGCCGACCCAUUGGAGGUGCAACAAGACUUUGCCCAUCGCCUUCAAGGUGGUAGCCUUAGGAGAUGUCCCUGAUGGGACUUUGGUCACGGUAAUGGCUGGAAAUGAUGAAAACUAUUCUGCAGAACUCAGAAAUGCUACUGCUGCAAUGAAAAAUCAAGUGGCUCGAUUUAAUGACUUGAGAUUUGUGGGUAGAAGUGGAAGAGGGAAGAGCUUUACACUGACCAUCACUGUCUUCACAAAUCCACCCCAAGUAGCUACGUACCACAGAGCAAUCAAAAUAACAGUGGAUGGACCUCGAGAGCCAAGAAGACACCGUCAGAAACUAGAUGAGCAGACAAAGCCUGGGAGUUUGUCCUUUUCUGAGCGUCUGAGUGAACUGGAACAGUUGCGUCGUACAGCCAUAAGGGUCAGCCCACACCACCCAAGCCCCACACCUAACCCAAGAGCAUCCUUGAACCACACCACUGCUUUUAACCCACAGCCACAAAGCCAGAUUCAGGAUACAAGGCAACUUCAGCCAUCUCCCCCUUGGCCUUAUGAUCCAUCUUAUCAAUAUCUGGGACCAAUUGCAACUCCAUCAGUUCAUACAGCAACACCAAUUUCACCCGGAAGAGCUAGUGGAAUGACCUCCCUCUCUGCUGAACUUUCUAGCCGACUGACAGGUGCAUCUGACUUAACAGCAUUCAGUGAUCCAAGAGUAGGAAUUGAUCGCCCUUUCCCUGCAAUUCCUUCCAUUUCUGAUCCUCGUAUGCACUAUCCAGGAGCAUUCACCUAUACUCCAACACCUGUCAGCUCAGGAAUAGGAAUUGGUAUGUCUGCCAUGACCACUGCCACCAGAUACCACACUUAUCUACCGCCUCCUUACCCAGGUUCUUCUCAGGCUCAAGGUGGCCCAUUUCAGACCAGCUCGCCCUCUUAUCAUCUCUACUAUGGAACAUCAGCAGGAUCAUACCAGUUUUCCAUGAUGUCUGGAGGAGAUCGGUCACCUCCACGUAUUCUUCCUCCUUGCACUAAUGCUUCCACAGGAUCUACUCUUCUCAACCCCAAUCUUCCAAAUCAAAAUGAUGUUGUGGACACAGAAGGUAGCCAUAGCAACUCUCCUACUAACAUGGGAACCACAGCAAGGCUAGAAGAAGCAGUAUGGCGACCGUAUUGAAUGAAUUAUUAGCAAAGAUGGGCUGGGACAAAAAUAUUUUAUCUGCUGAUGUCCAUGGUUUCCUCAUGAAUGGCUGUGGGCACUGCCAUGUUUAUAUAUCACUCUGAGAAGCAAUCAUUCCAGAAGUCAGUGUUUCCAGGAAUGGUGUCACAAUGGUAUCCAGUAGAUUUUAGUCAGUGAAGUGAUAACAUUCCAAAAAUUAUACUUGUCCAAGGGCUGAACUUCUGAAAAUGAAAGCAUUUAAAAUGGCAGUACUCACUCACUUUUUGUCUAUAGAUAUGGAGAAAUGUAGAUGUUCUAUGUUUCCAGAGCUUGAGACUUCAAAAACAGUUUUGGAGUACCUCAAAGCUUGUAAAAAGUGUUUUGUUUGACAUCUGAUUGAAGACUUAAAGCCUAACACAAUCUCAAUGAGCUUAAUCAAUUAUUUUGACCUACUAGUUAAAAAGAAGUAUAGGAAGAUUCUCAGAGAGAAACUGUGAAUGCUUCUGAUUUAGCAAUGCUGUGAAUGAGACGUUUUAUAUCCUGGAAUUAUUUUUUUUAACCAAGUUAUAUAUUCCAAAGUGUAUGGGAUUUUUUUUAAAAAAAAUUAUUAAUUUUUUAGGAUGCAACUCAUCCUUCUUUGCAUAUCAUUUUUAAUUUCCUGUUUUGGCACCUUAAAAUUUGCAAAAAGAUUUAAUCUUUUUUUUAAAAAUGUGCUUCCUUUUCUUGUACUUUGUCAACUGAAGGCAUAAAUCCUCCCACUUCCAGGGGGGUAAUUUAAUUCUUCCUUUAAUAUAAAAGAGCAACAGCCUUGAGUCCUUUUCAACUACUGAAAACGUAUAUGAUGAGUUACUCGAUAUUUAUGCUCAGCAUUGAAUUUUGUUUGUGUAAUACCUUUAUUAUUUAAAUAUGCUUAAAGAUAAGCACAUGCAUUUUUGUAGCAACCAAAGUUUAAAACUAUCACAUAUAAAAUGGCUGGAAUAAUUAUGGGUAAUGUGAUUUUUAAUUAUUUAGAAGUAUUGUGUUUACAUUUAGCUCCAUUUCAGUUUCAUCAUUCAAUAUACAAUGAAGUUGUUUUUGUCCAGUUGAGAAUUCAGAAUUAUUUUAUAUGUCAGUAUAAUAGAAAUAUAUUGGUGUCUGUGUGUUUCCAUUCUAUAAAAGAACUUCACACCAAAUUUUGGCACAAUUUUAUUUAAACAGUAGUCAUGGAAUAUAGAGUAACACUGGGAGACAGUGGCUGGAUAGCAGUUCCUGUGAUAGCACUCGGAGCUUCCAGCACAGCUGGAUGAUGUACUGCACCAACAUCUAAAGGCAACCAAACUGAGUAGUAAAGUCAAACAAAGCUGGAUGCUGUAACACCACAUUAGUAAGUUGCUUCUGUGUUAUGGGCAGAAUCUGACAAAAUCCUGGAUAUUCUACCCUGAGCUAGUGGAAGAUGCAAGAAUUUAUUUAAGGCUCUGAUCCUAAGCACAAUAAUCUGGACAGAUGUUCCACUGAAAUUGUCGGACCAAACAGAUGUGACAGACAGUCACACGUAUCUUCCUUUGGUUAUUUUUUUGUUAAUUAUAAAUAUUGGGGGAGGGUUGAGUUUCAGUGAUAGAACAGCAUGGGAACUAAAGUUUUUUCAACUCUCCUCCCCAGUGCUUUUCACCCCUGAGGGGACAAGAUAUGGGUAUCUCUGUAUUACAGGAGAGAAAAAUAAGUAGUUCUUUCCACAUACCAUUCUUCUCAAACUUGGAGCCUGUUACGGUUGGUUUUGAUUUUAAAGAAAGAAUGAAAUGUGUGUCUGCUUGUCACAUCUAGUUUGGGACCCAGUUCCACAUAAAAUGCAUGUAGGAUUUUGAGCAGACCAGGAUUGUGAUCUCGUGUUCACUUACUGAGGAGUAAGACUCGUUUACCUCAGCAAGACUCACUUCAAUGCGUUAGAUUGCAUUAUACGAUAUUCAGCAUCUUGCGAAAGUAAGUAAACCCAAAGUUGGGCAAGUAAAGUAAAAUAAUAUUCAGAACUGGUACACAGCACACAUAUAUAUAAAAUAGCUCAACUGGAGUGUUGUUCUGGAACUAUCACAGUUGUCUGUUACACCUGAAACAUAGAAAACAUCACUGUAAAUUUUAAGGCACUAUUUUAUGUGAGAGUUUGGUCUGAAUGCAGUUGUACUCUUCAUUAAAGAAAAACAGCUGAAGUCAACAGAUCCAGAACGAUCUUUUGAUUGUUAGUUAAUAGACCUUUUAAAAAAUUGGUAGAACAAUCGCAGGUCAACUCUUGAGAGUAUUUAAAAGCAGGCCUUUAAAUCAGUGUUGAUUGUUGAAAACAUGAAAAAAGGAUUCAGUUUAGAAAAAUCCUUGGCUGCAGGCAGCAAAACAUCUGGACUUAUUUAAAGUAUUUGUUUCUUUAUAUAUCUCCCUCUCUAUGUAGAUUUUGCUUUUACAUUCUUUGUAUGUCUGAUGCAGUAGCACUUUGGUAUAAUUGUUACAGAGUGAAGCAGCUAUGUCAUCAGUCAGGUCAACAUUCUUCAGAACAUUAUCAUGCCCUUUCAUUUUCAUAUUUCAUUUUACUAUUACACUAUUGAAGGUUAAUGCUAUACUCUAUUUGAGUUAGUUUUACAACCAGAAGAGUUAAAAUUUCCUUUUUUAAAAAAUCUGGAAGAUACAAGGCUAUUCUAUGACUGAAAUGAAAAAAAAAGUUUCAGUCCUACCAAAUGAUUAUCAUCUGCUUUGCAGACUUUUCAUGUAUUGAAUUCCUUAUGAUGCAAGUGACAUUGAAAGUGUUCUAUAAGUUUUCCUUGGGAUUCAUCUUCAGAUAUAACACAUUUUCUUUCAUAAGGGCUUAUUGCAGAUAUCCAUUUAGACCAGAAAAAUGGCAACCAUUUAUGAUAGAUGUCAUAAAUCAUAUCCCCAUUUAUAUACACUUUAUGCCUCAGAAACAGUCUGUAUAGUGCCACUGGACUUUGGUUUUGUUUUACUACAAUAGACUAACUUGGUUACUCCACUGGGAUUACCAGAAACUGGGUGCCAUUGUAUUAGAGGAAUUCACUGUCUAUACACCUGCACUUUUGACAAUCUAGUUUAGAAUCAACCUUCCCAAAUGGACUGGGAUGGAGCUAGUGUAGAAAGAAUGAAUUUGACCAGGACAAGAGAGAUCCUGUGGAAGUGCAGUUUGCAGGGCCAGCUCAAUUAGUAUUACAUAACAUAUAAAAGACACUGCGUAUUAAUAGAGAAGAUUGCACUGGGUUUAUGUUUCUGAAAGUUGCUAGUAUCUUCUUAUGGCCAUUCUACCUACAUUCAUUCUAUUAUAAUAAUAAUAAUAAUAACAUUCAAUUUAUAUACUGCCCUUCAGGACAACUUAAUGCCCACUCAGAGUGGUUUACAAAGUAUGCCAUUAUUAUCCCCACAACAAAACACCCUGUGAGGUGGGUGGGGCUGAGAGAGCUCCAGAGAACUGUGACUAGCCCAAGGUCACCCAGCUGGCUUCAAGUGGAGGAGUGGAGAAUCAAACCUGGCUCUCCAGAUUAGAAUCCUGCAUUCUUGUCUUAACCACUACACCAAACUGGCUCUCCUACCCCAUUUGUUUGUUAUAAGCACUCAAAACUGAGAGGGCUCUCACACAAGAAAACCUGGAAGUCUUACUCUUACUGCUAAUCAGUCAAAAUAACUGUAUCUAGCACUUCACCUGCAUCUACUUACCAUUCACUAUUCUGCUCCGGUUACCAGCCUGCCUUCCUGGAAUGCUGUUGUACCUGGAUUAAAUACUCCCUAGACCAAACGUUUCCUAGAUUAAGAUUGAAGUUGUAUCAAUUAUUGCCCACCUCAUCCUUUACUCCAUCUUAAAUCUGUAUUAUCACUGAGGAACUCUGAAUUUAGUACCACUCAAGCAUACAAUCAUUACUAUUUUAUCAAAAACAUUAGCUUUGCCUUUUACAAGGCAUUUUUGUCAUCAAUAAGAGUCAGUAAAUUCUGAAAUCCUAAACAUGAUUAAACAUAAGUAAAUGUCAUUGUUUUAGAAUUUCAGAAUAAGUGUAUUUCAGACUGAGAGACAUUUAGUUUUAUAAUCUUGCAGAGUACUUUCUUCUUUUUAAUAACAUACAUAAUUCCACAAGGUAUUUCUUCUAAUGCCACAGUUCCCAAAACUUUAUUUGUGUCUAAGUCUGUACCACUUCAGAAUGUGAUUUUCCCUACCCUGAAAAAUUACAAUCACUUGACCGUGUAGAUUGAUACUGAGGGUCCUGUUGAAUGUGCAACCUCUCACAAGUGUGGUAAAUAACAAUAGGAAAAGAGCAGCAGUGCAAUUUGCACAUUGUUCAUAAGAGUUUCACUCUUGUGAGAUUACAGUUCUAUUGGACCACUAGAUACACUCCCUAUUCCUGAAUAUGAACCAGCAACUGAUAGAUCAUUGGACUCAGUGGCUUGGAUCCAGUGAUGUGCAAGCAGAAAUGUAAACAGACUUAGCAGUUUUGCUUUCACAAGAUAUUUCACUUUCCUCCCUAUGUGUUACAGUGCCCAGAAUUAGCUUGCAAAUAUCUUGCACAAGCAGUAAAGCAGUUUGGGAUACGUUAUGUUUAACUUAGUACAUGAGGCUAGCAUGAAUUUUUCCCACUUUAGCUAGAACUUUAGUGCAUGUGAAAGUCUUUCAAUGGAUCUUAGCUAAUAAUUCCCUUUAGGAUUAUUCUUCUAGUCAGUUGCUCCAAUGCUCAAACACAGGAUGUUCAGUGGUCAAAUAAAACCAGGAUAAGGAGCAGUAAUCUGACGUUCCUUUUUGCUGAAGCUAACUGAAAUCACUACAUCCAGCAUGUGAAAGAUACUUUUGUCAUCACAUAUAUAUACACAUUAACCAAAUAUUAGAAAUACUUGUGAUGCUAAAUUACAAUUCUAAUUUAAACAAUAUUCCAUUAUAAAUUUUACUCUGCAAGAAGGAUGUUAACUAUUCCAUUUUGGAAAGUAUAACUGUACUCGAAAAUACUGACUUAAGCAGUAUCUUUCUAAAAUAGAUCAUAACAACAAUAACUAGUCAGUGGUGAAUACUGAGGAAUCCCUUUUCAUUUAAAUGAACAGCAGUGUCUAUAAUCCAGUUAAUCUGAAGCAGAAGGAUUUAAAACAGUUUUAAUUUACUCAGUUUUAAUAGAACUACACAGACCUAAACUUUAAAAAAAAAUAAAAACAGUCUCUUUUAGGGGUGGAAAUAACUUCUCUAAUGUAACUCUGGAAAUAUGUCUUUGUCCUCUACCAGUAUAAAUAAACAUUAUUCCUGAGUGCUAAGACUUUUAUAAAGACAGUAUCCCUUAACCCCUUAAACUGAUUUUCCACAGAUGUCCCUCAACCAUAUAUCAUUCUUAAUUUCUUCUGCCCUCAAAAUACUUCACUACUUUUUCCUAGAUAACACACAUUAUUCAUUGCUUGACAUUUUUUGUUUAUACAUUUUUUAUUUUAUUUUAUAAGGCUUUUUAUGCCUUACUGCAUCUUUCUUAAUUUUGUUUGUUCAAUAACAGUUAUUUUCCCCUCACUAAACCGUAAAAAGGGUUAUAUCAGGAGACUUCAUUGUAUUUAUGUAUGUAAAUAGGUUUAAAAAAACAUUAAAAUAUUGUUAAUGCUUGUAAGUAGUCAACCUUUUUCCUUUGUUACAUCUUAUUCUGAACUUGACUUUGCAUUUGCUGAAUGCUGUAGAAACUUGUUUCUUCUCGACUUCAUUAUUUUAGGAUUUGAGAUUUAACUCUUUUGGUUUUUUGUAAGCAGUUACAGCAUGGCUUCAUAUGGGCACAUCAAAACCUCUUCACUUUUUUUGUAGGAGAAAAUGAAUGUGCAAACAAAUGUGGAUUAUUUGUGGUAUUCUGGAUAUAACAUAAACAACUGGGGGAGGGGACAUGUUUCUAUGAGAAAUGAGGGUGUGAUCAAUCUGAUAGAUGAACACAAUGGCAAGCAGGGCCCUUUUGGAAACAUAUAUUUGGAUAUGUGAGUUCAGAAUUUUCUGGGCAUAUUUACAACCAACUUAAGAUGUGUAAAAGAAUUGCCACAUCUUCUUCUUGAUACUGCUACACAGAUCACUUUCAGAAAGGGAGAUCUUUUUUUCUUCCAGUGAUCACUCUGUUCUCUAACUAGUAUGAGACCAGAGUCUAUUUUCCCCACACCAACAGGUCUCUAGAUAUCACUGUAUCUGAGUAGGCACUUCCUCUACAUAGUAAGGUCAGAGUGUUCAGGCUGGCAUGUGGAGCAGCUGGACUGCUGUAUUAGUUCUAGUGGGAAGUUGCUUUCUUUGUACCACAAUUUCUUCUGUAAAUUCAAUAUUAUACUUAGUGUGAAUGACAAAUAAACUGUUUGAGAAGUAUACAA